GGGCUCCUCGGCUCGCAAUUCGCGUCGCGCCUGACACAGCUCAAACGUCAUCGCGUAUCCCCGCAAUCCCCAAGGCUUAAGCUCUCGGAUCAGCUCAUCCACCUCUGUGCCCCAAGAUCGACUUUCUCCUCCUCGACUGAUCACGUCAAUUCACCAUGCGGCCUGUCCUUAACUUAGCUCAAAAGACCGCCGUCCGCUCACGCUUCACGACUGCCUUCAGACCUCGAUUCGCUGCCAGAUCAUACGCAAUGGGCCACGUACCUUCCCUCAAGGACAAGUCGCUGCUGAAGACGCAGGCCUACGUCAAUGGCGAAUGGGUGGGCGCGGCCUCGGGGAAGACCUACGAGGUCACCGACCCCAACACGCAUAAAGUGAUCACGACCCAACCGGAAAUGGAUGCUUCAGACGCACAAAAAGCCAUUGACGCAGCCUACGCCGCGCUCCCGGCCUUUCGGAAGUUGACAGGACGCGAGCGCUCGCGCAUGUUACGCAAGUGGUACGACUUGAUGAUAGAGAACGCCGACGACCUAGCAAAGCUUAUAACGUGGGAGAACGGAAAGCCGUUGGCGGACGCCAAGGGAGAGGUCACAUACGCUGCGAACUUCUUUGAGUGGUUCAGCGAGGAGGCACCGCGCGUCUAUGGCAACACCAUUCCCGCAAGCGUGGCAGGAAACAGGGUCUUUACUAUCAAGGAGCCGGUUGGUGUCUGCGGGCUGAUUACGCCAUGGAAUUUCCCUGCCGCCAUGCUUACUCGCAAGAUCGGACCCGCUCUGGCAGCCGGUUGUACAGUCGUGGCCAAGUCUCCUGGUGAGACUCCUCUGACUGCAGCUGCUCUUGCGGAGCUUGCACACCGCGCCGGUAUCCCCAAGGGCGUCGUCAACAUCAUAACCGCCUCCGAGAACACGCCUGAACUCGGCGAAGCUAUUACGACCUCCCCGAUCGUGAAGAAGGUUUCAUUUACGGGCAGCACCAACGUUGGCAAGCUGCUCAUGAAGCAAUCGUCCCAAACACUAAAGAAGCUGUCGUUUGAGCUGGGCGGCAACGCCCCGUUCAUCGUUUUCGACGACGCGGACCUCGAAAAGGCGGUUGCGGGUGCGAUUACCUCUAAGUUCCGGUCAUCAGGACAGACCUGCGUGUGCGCGAACCGAAUCUACGUGCAAAAGGGUGUCUACGACGAGUUCUGCAAAGCCUUCGCUGCCAAAGUCAAGGACUUCAAGGUCGGCGCCGGCUACGACGAGGGCGUGACCCACGGCCCGCUGAUCCACGACCGCGCCGUCUCCAAGGUCGACUCGCACGUACAGGACGCCGUCAAGCAGGGCGCGAAGCUGCUUAUCGGUGGGCAGAAGCUGCCUGACCUCGGCUCCAACUUCUACGCCCCCACGGUCCUGCGCGACAUGACGGCGGACAUGAAGCUAUCGCACGAGGAGACGUUCGGCCCCGUCGCGGGCCUGUUCCCCUUCGAGACGGAGGAGGACGUCGUGAAGUUGGCUAAUGCGGCUGAGGUCGGCCUUGCGGGCUACUUCUUCUCGCAGGACAUUCAACGCUGCUACCGCAUUGCUGAGGCGCUUGAGGUCGGUAUGGUUGGCGUGAACACGGGCUUGAUCUCGGACCCGGCGGCGCCGUUUGGUGGUGUCAAGGAGAGCGGAUUUGGCCGUGAAGGCAGCUUGCUGGGGAUUGAGGAGUAUGUUAUCACGAAGACGAUUACGCUGGGUGGAAACGGGCAGCCCCUGCAGGGCGCGUAGGAGGUGCGCAAUGAGUGUAUGAGAUGACGAACGCAGGUAAUGAGAGCAUUAGUGUGCUUAGCAUUAUACCGACGAAGGAUGUUUGAGUCGUAGAUUUUGAUUUCGCACGUACAUACAAACAUGCAAGGAUAACCUGGUGC
Aplosporella prunicola CBS 121167 is the source of this 1882-nucleotide messenger RNA. RefSeq lists its product as uncharacterized. The transcript is spliced from 3 exons. The record is from RefSeq and is a predicted model, not a curated record. Lineage: Eukaryota; Fungi; Ascomycota; Dothideomycetes; Botryosphaeriales; Aplosporellaceae. Gene Ontology annotation, molecular function: succinate-semialdehyde dehydrogenase (NAD+) activity. Bases 249 to 1742 code for a protein of 497 amino acids. Gene Ontology annotation, biological process: GABA catabolic process.